AUGCGCGCCAGUCCGUCCGAUGGCCGACGAAAAUGCGCGCCAGUCCGUCAGAUGGCCGACGAAAAUGCGCGCCAGUCCGUCCGAUGGCCGACGGUUCCGACCGUACGGUCGACCAAAUAUUUUUUUCUCGAUCUUUUCAUUUUCUCCCACUCUGAAAACCUUCUAACCACGAUUUUGAGAGUUUUUAUCGUGGAAAAUCUGAAAACGGCGGAGAAAAAUCGAAUCAGUACGGUGACAAGUGUUCUGGCCGACGAAAAUGCGCGCCAGCCCGUCCGAUGGCCGACGAUUCCGACCGCUCGGGCGUGGAAAAUCGGGAAACGACCGACCGAAAAUCGAAUCCGACCGGUGAAAUGCGUUUUGGCCGAGAAAUCAUGCACGCCAGUCCGUCCGAUGGCCGACGGUUCCGACCGUACGGUCGACCAAAUAUUUUUUUCUCGAUCUUUUCAGUUCUGGCCACUCUGGAAACCUUCCAAUCACGAUUUUGGCAGGUUUGAAUGUGGAAACUCGACAAAUGAUCGACCAUUUUUCAAAUCCGAACGGUCCCUUAGUUUUUCUCCGCCGAGAGAACCAUGCCCGCCAGUCAACGGACGGUGGUGCACCACCGAUCCCACGAUCGCAACCCUUCCCAUCCCGCUGUACGACCCAUCCCAAGACCAGCCCAUUAAGGAAAGGCAUAAAUCGUAA
This is a messenger RNA of Microthlaspi erraticum, 684 nucleotides long. The record is from the annotation of a GenBank genome assembly. Lineage: Eukaryota; Viridiplantae; Streptophyta; Magnoliopsida; Brassicales; Brassicaceae.